This is a messenger RNA of Erinaceus europaeus (western European hedgehog), 1990 nucleotides long. Its product is annotated as GTP-binding nuclear protein Ran-like. Gene Ontology annotation, molecular function: GTP binding; GTPase activity. The coding region runs from base 290 to 667 and encodes 125 amino acids. The record is from RefSeq and is a predicted model, not a curated record. Gene Ontology annotation, biological process: protein import into nucleus; ribosomal subunit export from nucleus. The transcript has a single exon. Gene Ontology annotation, cellular component: cytoplasm; nucleus. Lineage: Eukaryota; Metazoa; Chordata; Mammalia; Eulipotyphla; Erinaceidae.
ACUUUAAUUUCUAAGGACAACCAAGAAGGAACUCCAAGAUUUGAUAACUCUGUGUGUCAGCUGCCAAAAUAAAAUCUCUAAAUUCAAAUCAAUGGAACUCCUUGGGAGACCCAAUUGAGGUUCCACACCAUAAAAGAGGGCCACUCCUGCCCUUCUGGAUCUGAAGAGGCCCUUAUAAGAUAGUACCAAGGGGCAGACGCUUCUGGAAGGUGCGGCAUGGUGGCGCAGGGGGGAACCACAGGUCCAGUUCAAGCUUGUCCUGGUUGGCGACGGCUGCACCAGCAAGACCAUGUUCGUCAAGUGCCACCUGACUAGGGAGUUCGAGGAGAAGUAUGUCACCACCCUGGGCGUGGAGGUGCACCCUCUCAUGUUCCACACCAACCGGGGGCCCAUCAAGUUCAAUGUGUGGGACACGGCUGGGCAGGAGAAGUUCGGGGGCCUGAGGGACGGCUACUGCAUCCAAGUCCAGCGUGCCAUCAUCAUGUUCUAUGUGACAUCGAGAGUGACCUACAAGCUCAUCCUGGUCGGCAACGGUGGCACCGGCAAGACCACCUUCGUCAAGCACCACUUGACCAGGGAGUCCGAGAAAAAGUAUGUCGCCACCCUGGGCGUGGAGGUGCACCCCUGGUGUUCCACACCAACCGGGGGCCCUGCUGAACUGGCAUAGAGACUUGGUGCGAGUGUGUGAGAACGGCCCUAUUGUGUUGUGUGGCAACAAGGUGGAUAUUAAGGAUAGGAAAGUUAAGGCAAAGUCUAUUGUCUUCCACUGAAAGAAGAAUCUCUAGGACUUUGACAUUUCUGCUAAAAGUAACUACAACCUUGAGAAGCCCUUCUUCUAGCUGGCAAGGAAACUGAUCAGAGACCCUAACCUGGAGUUCGUCACCAUGCCUGCCCUGGUGCCCCCCGGAGGUGGUCAUGGACCAGGUUUUGGCAGCACAGUGUGAACGUGAGUGACUUGGAGCUCACUCAGACGACUGCUUUCCUGGACAAAGAUGAUGUUGGUAUGCUUCUAGUUCUGCUUCUGGGAUCCCUUCUGUUACAUUGCUUGACGCUGUGGUCUAUUUACAUGGUCAUUCUGUUACAUUGGUUUGGUCUCACUCCCUCCUGCCUCUGGGAGAUUUUGGUUUAGUCCUUGCUAGUUUCGAGCUUCUUCCUUCUCCCCGCCCCCUAGCCUACGUACUUCCUUGGUUCCUGACGCUGUGGCAGGAGGAGAGAGAUGGAAGAGCACAUUGUGUGGUGAUUAGGUUGUUGGACUGCUUGCCCACUCGUGAAUAAAGAUUAAACUGCGUUCUCAGCUCAGACACGUGUCCCUGGUCGUCUGUUACCUGCCCGUGAAGCCAGCCCGGAGAAAACAACAAGAUGACAACCUGUGAGGAGAGCAAGCUGAGGCCCAGUGUCAGAAGUCUAGUUUUAUAGGCAAUUGUCCUGUGAUGUCAGUGGUGCAGCGUGUUUGCCACUUCAUUAUAUAGCUAAGCAGAACCUGUGCUUAACCUUUGGGAUGCCGAAGACGGAUGGGCUUCCAGUGAAUGUGGCAGUUAAAUCCUUUGUUUUGGGAUCGCAUACUUAGCUGUUUUGGAAUACAGUUGUUCCCUCCCUGAGUUUCAGAUCUGAGACUGCUCUCUCUAGUCACAUCACAAUAUUCACUGGUGAGGCAAACGCUAGAAGAAGAAUUCAGUGGUGAGAUCUUGUUAUGUAAUUCCCAUUCCUUUUGGUUUAGAAUCAGAAUAAAAUUGUAUUUCAAAUAUCUAAAAAAAAAAAAAAAAAAAAAGAUAGUACAAGGGGGCCAGGCGGUAGCGCAGUGGGUUAAGCGCACACUGCAAAGUGCAAGGACCGUUUAAGGAUCCCGGUUCGAGUCCCAGGUUCUCCACCUGCAAAAAGGGUCGCUUCACGAGCGGUUAAGCAGAUCUGAAGGUGUCUAUCUUUCUAUUCCCCUCUGUCUUCCCGUCUCCCUUGCUCUGUCCUAUCCAACAACAACUACAACAACAAUGAC